Stegodyphus dumicola is the source of this 6035-nucleotide messenger RNA. RefSeq names its product nuclear receptor subfamily 2 group C member 2-like. Gene Ontology annotation, molecular function: DNA-binding transcription factor activity; zinc ion binding; sequence-specific DNA binding. The record is from RefSeq and is a predicted model, not a curated record. Lineage: Eukaryota; Metazoa; Arthropoda; Arachnida; Araneae; Eresidae. Gene Ontology annotation, biological process: regulation of DNA-templated transcription.
AUAAAUGAUGUUCUGAAACUUGAAUCUGGUCCUGGUCCAGUAGACAUAAGCUCUGGACUCUCAUUUUGUGGAACUGGGAAAAACAUCUCUUGUAAUUCAGAUUGGGCAACCAAAGUAAAGGAGUGGCAGACUGCAGAGCAGUUGACAAGGAUGAGAGAUGAAGAACCAUUGUUGAAGAAUGGGAGUGAUCGAAAAUUUAAUGAACUUUGCGUUGUUUGCGGAGAUAAGGCUUCUGGUCGUCAUUAUGGAGCUGUUAGUUGUGAAGGAUGUAAAGGAUUUUUCAAAAGAAGCAUCCGUAAACAACUUGGUUAUGCGUGUAGAGGAAAUCGUGAUUGUGAAGUUACAAAACAUCAUAGGAAUCGCUGCCAAUAUUGCCGUCUACAAAAGUGCCUUACCAUGGGCAUGCGGGCAGAUUCUGUGCAGUCAGAGAGGAAGCCAGCAGAUUCAAGAGAGAAACCUAUUACUCCUCCAAUGGCAGCAAGUUCUCAAAGAAUUUAUGACACGAGGACAAACGUGAAUGUUGGCAACUCAGAUUUAAGCACAUUAGCUAAUGUAGUGACUUCAUUAGUUGCUAUGAAGCAAGGCCCUGGUGAUCAGAGUCACUGCGAUAUUUCACUAGUCACUGUUAAUGGGGAUUCCCAUAACAGAUUGCUAUCUAAGGACAGCAGCAAUGUUAUAUCCAAAGCAUUUGACACUAUGGUUAAGGUAGCUGGUGGAUGUUCUGACCAGUUAGCUUUACAUUUAGAACCUGAAAAUGAUUCAUUGUUUGAAUUUGAUGGUCCAUUACUUUUAGAGUGUCAUGUAGCUUUUCAUCUGACAACUCCAAAUCCGGGUUCGUCUUACCUCAACGUCCACUAUAUAUGUGAAAGUGGUUCUAGGCUUUUAUUUCUUUCAGUGCAUUGGGCUAGAUCCAUACCUGCAUUCCAGUUACUUCAACCAGAAGUUCAAGCUGCUUUGGUUAGAAGUUGCUGGAGCGAGUUGUUUACUUUGGGUCUUGCACAGUGCUCUCAAGUUAUGUCUGUGAAAACUAUUUUUACUGCGAUAAUAAGUCACUUACAGUCAAGUGUGCAGCAAGAUCGUUUAUCAGCCUCUCGUGUAAAACAAGUAACUGAUCACAUAUGCAAGCUUCAAGAUUUUGUAAAUUCCAUGUUAAGAUUACAGAUUGAUGAGCAUGAAUAUGCUUAUUUAAAAGCUAUCGUUCUUUUCAGCCCAGAUCACCCAUCUUUGCCCAGUGCAAGGCAAGUAGAAAAGUUCCAAGAAAAAGGAUACCAAGAACUUCGAUCUUAUAUUGGCCAAACAUUUCCUGAAAAUAAUGACAGAUUUCCGAAAUUGCUUUUGAGAUUACCCGCUCUUCGAUCAUUGCAACCAUCAAUCACUGAAGAAUUAUUUUUCUCUGGCCUUAUUGGAAAUGUUCAAAUCGACAGUAUCAUUCCUUAUAUAUUGAGUAUGGAUUCCAGUGAAUACACGCCAGAAAUGGGUUCUCCAUUAGGAGGACAUGUGCCAGGGAGUAAUCUUCCACAGUGAUCAACAAAAGUGACCUUCCCACAGUUUUGACAUCAUGUGUAUUAAAUUCCUCUUUCUUCAUAUAAUUGUCUUUGUACAAAAGUGAUUUUAGACUUUCUUAGUUCACAUGAUGCUGCUUCAUUGUAGAGUGCAAGAAGACAUUUUUGUUUUUAUGUCCAGUUUUUUUAAGAAAUGAUAUUUUAGUAAGUCAUUGUAUGUUUACAUUGUGCAGUAGGGAUGGGAUGGGUAACCUAAGCUAUGUUGCUAUCAGCGAUAUGUUACUGAUUUGUAGUUUUUGUAUAUUUUUUGUUUAAGUUUGCUCUUUCAUACGAAUUCCGGUGCAACACGUUUUUUGUAUUAAAAUAUAUUUUUAUUUGUUCUGUUGCUUAUAGAACCCAUUCUUGUAAGAUGUUUAUUAGAGUUAUAUGUUUACACUGAAAUGACUGAAGAAGUCAUUUUUCAGCUCAUGUAUGUACUUGAAUUCAUUUGUCAUUUGCAUAUCUGUUUCAUGGGGCUGGAAUCAAUAGUUAUAUAAAAAUGUUAUAUUUUACUUUUAGAUGUGUCUUUCAGUUUCGGAAAUUUCAACUGUAUUGCAUUUUAUUCAGUCUGAAGUUGUUUAAGGACUAAGUAAUGUGGUAUAUCGUAUCAGGCUAAUUUAUAGUAUUUUAUUUUCCUAAUACCAGUUUAAUUAUGUCUUUGUUUCUAUAACAUACAUGUAAUAGAAAUCAAAUGCAGUUUUUAUAGUGUAAAAGCAAAAUCUAAUUUUUGAUGCCAGCCACAUAAUCACUGUUAUAUAUGGUAUAUAUUUUCUAUAUAUUAAGCUUGCUUGCUAUAAAUUUUAAGUGGUGUGCAAAUUAUUCUUUUGUAACAGAAAAAAAUCAAGUUGAUAUAUUUAAAUUAUAUGAACUAGUGGUUAUUCUCUUUAUGAUUUUAAGGUAAUUUUCACUAUUAGCACAGUUAGUGCCAUUGAGGAAAAAACAUUGAUAAGAGAUCAGUUUAGUACAAAGAAUAAAAUAUUUUUUUAAUGAAAAGCUUAAGUAGGAAUUUUCUCUGUUUUAUACACUUGUUGAUUAAAAAUAUUUCAAAACCUUUCAGUAGCAGUGUAUGUAGACAUUUAUUCUAGUCUCUAUUUAAAUAAGCAAAACUGCUGAGUAAGUGUUAAUAAGUAACAUGUAAUUUUAUGCAUGACCAUGCCCAUUUUGUAUAUCUGUUAAGAAGGAAUUAUAAUAGAUAAAAAGUGGUGUUUUAAAAUUUGCAACUCAUUUAUAUCUAAAUGCUCACUAUCUUUUUUUUUUUUUUUUUUAAAUUAAGGUUAUGCUAUUUUGCAAAUAACUUCUUUUUUCCAUCUGUUUAAAUUUAUUUUAUUUAGGUGUUUUAAUAAGUUUAGAUUUUGUUAAGUAUGACCUGAAAGGUACUGGUGCUGCAGUAUUGAUUUUAGAAGUUUUAGAUCUGUGAUAUUCUAAUCUGCUGUGACGUUGUACUGUGGUAUUUCUAUGAUGUAUUCUGCAUGAAUGUGUGAUUUAUCAAUGUGUCAUUAUGAAUAUAAAUCUUGUUAUUGAUCUUGGUACAAGUUCAUAUUUUGUGUGUAUUUAAAUAUAAAUGCACUUACAGCUUUUUCAAUAAGGGAAAAAUUUCCGAUACUGCAUAAUCUUCAUCUAAUAGGAUUCAAAAUGCUUUGUAACAUUUUUAAAAGGGUGUCUUAAUGUGUUUUUGAAAGCUGCUAUUCUCAUGUAUUCUAGUCCACAGUAUAAAUAAUUGAAUUUUUGAAGAACAAGUUUUAUGAUAUGUUUUAUGUCUAUGUAAAGAAAAUUCAAGCUUCAUAACAGUGCAUUUUUUGUGUGUUUAUUCACAAUAUUUUUAUAGUAAGUUUUUCACUUUUUAUUUUUCAUUCAGAUAGUGGAAUUGUAAAUUUACAUUGUGUCUUUGUGUAGAAAAUGUAGUUUUUUUUUCAUCAAAAUUAAGAAAGGAAUUUUGGUAUUGUUGAGAGAUUUAUUUAGUAAUUUUCCUUUUAAAAAUAAUUAUUUAGUUGAAUAAACUUUGUAGUUUAAUGUUUAACAAGAAAAAGCAAGCAUUUAAAAAUUCUAAUUAUUUAAGGGAAGCAGCUAACAAUUUAUAGCAGAUUCUUUCAUUCUCUAAUUAUAAAUAUUUUUAUCCCCCCCUUUUCUGAUUUUUAAUUAUUCAUUAGACUUUUAACAAUCAACUUAACUUGCUUUAAAUAUUGAUUGUAAAAACAAUAUAUUUUGAGAUUAUAGAGAAAAUAAAUUAUUAAAUGCAAAUCUGAAAAUCAUGCUUCUAUUCAAAAUACCAUAGUAUAAAGGUAAUUCUUUGCCAUAAAGAAGUGUCCUUAAGCAUGACGUGUAUCUUUUCCAUUAAUUAUUAAAUGCUUUAAACUAUAUACAUCUACAUUAGAAGUGGUUCUUCUGAAUCAUGUUUUACUAUGGUUGUGAAAUAUGUCUUUUUAAAAUCAGUAUGUUAAGGACAUGUACGUAUGCCUAUGUAAAGUUUCAGUAAAAUGGCACUUCAUUCAAGACUAAUUUUAAAAACUCAUGGUAACAUUAUUAUAAAUUAAUUUUCUCUUGGAGAAUUUGAAAACAGAAAAUGAAUCUAUUAUUAUGUAAAAGUGAAUGUGCAAAUUUUCAUUAUGCCAUAUUUCUAACUAAAAAUGGAUAAAAAUUGGCAUUUGUUACUGAGUUAAAUUUUCAUAAAUCUCUAAAUGUUAGUUGCAAAUCUUGAGUUUGGGCUUUCAUAAAAAUAUAAGCAUGUAUAAUUUUAUCUAAAAGAAUGCUUAUGUAAUUCUUAAAUUUGUACAAAAAUUAAAAUAUUACUUAAAAAUCUGAAUAUAUAUAUAAUAUUUAAUAAUUGCUAAUUUUGCAUUAUGUUAAUUGUUGUUAAUUACAUCUUUUCAUCAUCAUUUUAUCUGUUACUGUAAUAUCUCAAAUGAAUACUGAAUGAAUGAAUACUCAAAUGUAUCUGAAAAUGAUACCAAAUUGUAUUCCAAUGUUAAACCUGUAUUAGUCAUUGUUCUAAAAUUAUUAAAUGAAAAAUGUAACAUCACUUCCAUAAUUAUUCUUAUAUUCAUCUUUCAUUCAUGUCUUUUAAUGAAUUCUCUCAUGUUAUAUAUAUAUAUAACCAAAACAGUGCUUCCCAAUACUGAAAUUUUAAGUCAGCAUGUUAAAUUUAUUUUUAAAAAAUGAUGCAUAUCUUCCUUUACCACAACCUGUUUAUUUUUAUGCUUAUUUAUUUCCUUUUUUGACCUCAAAAGAAUUCUUCCACAUUUGAUAGUGGUGUAUUAUUUUUGCACAGAAUCAUAUCUGUGUUUUCUUGUGAUGUUCAAUUAAAAAAUUUAGAUUUUAUAUUAAUUUUUAUUUCACCUGCAUUUCAGAGCUUUCCAGUUUGUUAUACCUUUUAGCUCUUUCAUUAAUAAAAGCAUAUUUAAAGCAUUUGCACGUGUAUCUAACUUUCAUAUUCAAUUUUAUAUAAAUCAAGAUUGAGUACAUUUACAUUUUACUGUACAGGAUUGCAUGUGAAAUUGGCUGACCCUUCAUCAGUAUAAAUGGCACCCAUUUUUCCAUAAAAUUGUUCCAUUAGAGAAGUUUGAUUGAAUAUCAACCUUGAAUUGUGUUUGUCUAACCGUUCAUUUGACUAAGUAAAAGUAUUAUGUUAAACUGAAGUGUUUAAUAUAUUUUUUGUCUGUGGUGUAUGGUUAAUUUUCACACAUUUAUGUAAAUUUAUUGCUCUAAAUAACUUCCAUGAUGAUAAUUUUCAUAUUAAAAUUUUUUUAGCUAUGUUUAACAAUUUUAAGGGUCAUACACAUUGUAUUUUGUUUGUCAGUACAGAAUCAUAAUAUCUGAAAAUUAAAAGAAAAUUGAAAUUGGAAACUCUAAUUGAAGUUAAAGGGAAUGAAAAACAUUCAGAAUGAGAAACUGACAUAUGUUUACUUAAAUAAUUUGUGUACUUCAUCAUUGAACAAAUUGGUUUUAUUUAUAUAUAUAUAUAUGUAUACGAAAUUGCAUUUGAGUUUUGUUGAAAUGAUCUCAUAGCUUGAUGUUGAAGUAUUUUUGGUGUAAUGAUUUUUUUAUUUUUUACUUCAGUUAAUUAUUACAUAUUGCUAAUUUAAAGUGCAUUGCUAUUAUGUUCUGUCAGUUUACAGCCUUUAAUGCAUUGAUGUAAAAUGUGCCAUGUACACAAAUGAGCCUAGCAUUUCUUCUGUUUAUAUGGAUGUAUGUUUGGGUACCUAACUCAUCCCUUUUAUGUAGAUUGCAUCAAAGCACAAACUUCAGUAUUUAGAAGUAUCUCAGGUUUUAUAUAAACUUUCAGGAAGCAAAUGCUUUUUAAAUUUUCUUUGUUAAAUAUAACAGUUUCAAGCCUUGUCCAUUUUUCAUUAUCAUUUUAUGGUAAGUCUGUCUGGGAGACUGCCUUGUAACUUUUUCAUCUGAUCCCGGUUGCUGUGUAGCUCAGCAAGAAUGGUUGUAUACUAGAUAAUUUAUAUGGUUCAUAGACUUGGAAUCCAAGGAUUAAAUAUAUUUGAGUGA